Messenger RNA from Helicoverpa armigera (cotton bollworm), 1113 nucleotides. RefSeq lists its product as uncharacterized. The record is from RefSeq and is a predicted model, not a curated record. Lineage: Eukaryota; Metazoa; Arthropoda; Insecta; Lepidoptera; Noctuidae. The coding region runs from base 183 to 992 and encodes 269 amino acids. The transcript is spliced from 6 exons.
AGAAAUAAAAAACAAAGCUGUGUGUAAUGCGGUAACAACAAAUACUUAUAAAAUAAUAAAGUAAUAGUUUUAUAACAGAAGAUGUUGUUGUUUCAUGGUUGUAAGUAUUUGUAAGGUGUUUAAUUUUUGUUUUCGCGAGUAUAGAAGCCUUAAACUGCCAUUAAUAACACAAGAUCACAACAAUGGAAAGACGUAAAGCCAGUCCGGAACAGUUGAACAUGCUUUUACAUUUUCUUGAGGAAGACAAGGAACUAGCCAUUGGAAAAUUCUCAGGCAUCGAGGGAAGAGUUCGUCAAACAAAUGCGUGGAUCAAAAUUACUGAAAAACUUAAUGGAAACUCUGGUUUUGGUUCUGGUGCUAUAAAAACUCCUGAUAAGUGGCAACAGACAUGGAGAGACUGGAAAUCAAAUGUAAAGAAAAAGGCAUUUAAAAUAAGAAAGAAUAGAUUUACUCCUGGCUGUAAUGCGAACAUACAACUAACAGAGCCUGAAGAAAAAAUAUUAAGACUUAUCUGUACAAAUACAUCAGUGUUUGGCCUUUCAGGAGUGCCAGAGACUUCAGCUUUAAAUAAUACUAUGGCACCAGCUCAAAGUACAGGACCUACAGAUGAUAUGUGUAGUGCAGAUCCCUCAACAAGUAAUAUGAAAUGGCCAUCAGACUCACAACAUUUUACAGCAGCUGAUAUAGAAAUGAGUCUAGGUGAUGGAGUGGUGACUGACCCUGAUGCUGGUAUGGGACCCAAUGAAGUAUCUUCUGGUCCUGUUACUGGAAAACCUUUAUGGAAGAGGGGCAAACCAGUCAGACUUGUACAUGACAGACUGCUGAAUCUUGAGGAGGAAAGAAUAAGGAUUGAGAAACAGAAACUUUUAGAAAAGAAGAGGUGUAACAAUAUAAGACUUAAAAUGGAAAAAGACAGACUGGAGAUUGAAAGACAGCGAAAUGUCUUGUUAGAGAAGCUUCUGCUAGCUGUGGAAGCUGUGGCCCAUCGAUGAUAAUAUUGUAAUAAAAAUAUUAUAUUUUUAUACUUCAACAAAAAUCAGCAAUAAUAAUAUUAUGCAAUGAGACAUAACUAUGUGUAGAUUAAGCUUGUGAUAUUAAAUAUUUAUAAUAGUU